AUGACAGUCGCAAGUAAGGUAUUAGUGUUAGGAGCUGGUUGCUUCUGGGGAACCGAACAUGUUUUUGCUAAAGCAUUCGCAAACAACAAGGGAUUGCUCAGCAACAUUGUUGGUUACGCCAAUGGUGAUGAAAAAUUCCACGGAGUUUCAUAUCAACAAGUAUGCAGCGGUAGAACAGGUUACGUUGAAGUUGCUAAAUUGACCUACGAUCCAGCUCAAUUGUCAACCGAGUCGAUCAUUGAUCUUUUCUUUAGAAUGCACGAUCCUACUCAACUCAAUUCUCAAGGUCCAGAUGUUGGAGAUCAAUACAAGUCAGCAAUUUACUACACUGAUGAAGAACAACACAAGGUUGCCCAACAAUUGAAGGAAAAGUUUCAAAAAGAAUGGUACCCACACCACAAGAUUCAAACUGAAAUUGCUCCAUUGAAGGUAUUCUAUGAUGCUGAAAGUUACCACCAGAAAUACCUCGAUAACAAUGUUGGUGGAUACGAAUGUCCUACUCAUUACAUUAGAACCGAACCACCACGUAAUGGUUGA
Molecule: messenger RNA, 537 nt
Organism: Lodderomyces margitis
Lineage: Eukaryota; Fungi; Ascomycota; Pichiomycetes; Serinales; Debaryomycetaceae
Gene: MXR1
Product: peptide-methionine-S-sulfoxide reductase
Exons: 1
Coding region: 1-537 (178 amino acids)
Biological process (GO): cellular response to oxidative stress
Cellular component (GO): cytoplasm
Molecular function (GO): peptide-methionine (S)-S-oxide reductase activity
Source: RefSeq, a predicted model, not a curated record